CCAGGCCGCUGUCGCUUCGCUCUGGGCAUGCAGGACGGCUCCAUCCCCGAUUUUCGCCUCUCGGCCUCCAGCGCUUGGUCCGACUCCACCGCAGCCCGCCAUGGCCGGCUGGGCCGCAGUGACGGUGACGGCGCCUGGUGUCCGGCGGGGCCGGUGUUCCCGGCCGAGCAGGAGUUCCUGGAGGUGGACCUGGGCCGGCUGCACGUGGUGACGCUGGUGGGGACACAGGGACGCCACGCGGGGGGACACGGCCGCGAGUUCGCCCACCAGUACCGGCUGCGCUACAGCCGCGACCGGCGGCGCUGGCUGCGCUGGAGGGACCGCUGGGGAGCAGAGGUGAUCGGUGGCAACGAGGACCCCGAGGGGGUGGUGCUGAAGGACCUGUCGCCGGCGCCGGUGGCCCGGGCGCUCCGGGUGUACCCGCGGGCGCCGCGCGCCAUGAGCGUCUGCCUGCGCCUCGAGCUGUACGGCUGCCCCUGGGAGGCCGGGCUCCUGUCCUACACGGCCCCGCGGGGACACGUCAUGGCGCUGGACCCCGUCCCCAUCGUCCUCAACGACUCCACCUACGACGGCUUCAGCGCCGGCCCGUUACACUUCGGGGGGCUGGGCCAGCUCUCGGACGGGGUCCUGGGCCUGGACGACUUCCUGAGGACGCGCGAGCGCCGCCUGUGGCCGGGCUACGACUACGUGGGGUGGCCACGCCCCCCCGGGCCACGCCCACACGUGGAGCUGGAGUUCGAGUUCCAGGAGCUCCGGGCUUUCCACGCCAUGCAGGUCCACUGCAACAACCUCCACACGCGCGGGGUCGGAAUCUUCCGGGCAGUCGAGUGUCGCUUCAAGAAGAGCUUGGCCACGGCCUGGGAGCCCACGGUGGCCACCCACAGCCUGGCCGGGGCCAUCAAGGACCCCAGCGCCCGAGCGGUCACCGUCCCCUUGGGCGGGCGCCACGCCCGGUUCAUCCAGUGCCGCUUCUUCUUCGGCGCUGAUUGGAUGCUCUUCAGCGAGGUGUCCUUCGUUUCAGAGGUGCUGGAUGACCCCGUGGGUGCCAGUGGGUGGCCCCCGACCCCUGACCCCUCCGCCGCCAUCUUGGAAGGUGCCCACCAUGGGGGCGGGGCCAUUAACGUCACCUCCUCGGUAGCCCCUGGGGAGCCCGAACUGGUCCCGCCGGUGGCCAAAGCUGAGCCUGGGCAGUCGCCGGCCCUGCUGGGCUGCCUGGGCGCCAUCAUCCUCCUGCUGCUGGCCCUCCUCAUCCUCACCCUGCGGCACCGCCUCUGCUCCGGGCCGCUGGGCAAGGCCCAGGGCCGCGGGCCGGAGGCGGCGCUGCGGGUGCAGCUCUCGGGUGACACCGUGGUCAUCAACAACGCCACGGGGGGGGGAGGGGCGCGGGGGCUGCCCCGGUACGAGCGGAUCCCGCCCGGAACCGGAACCGGAACCGGAACCGGAAAUGGGACCGGGGAGUACCAGGAACCCACCCGGGCACGGCCCCGACCCCCCCCGCUGCCCCCCGGGGCUGCCAAUCCAGCCUAUCGGCUGCUCCUGGCCACCUACGCCCGGCCAAUGGGAGGCCCCGCCCUCGCCACGCCCGACGGCGCCAAACCAAUCAACACCGACGGUGAGCCCGAGGGCGGGGCGGGCGCCUACGCCGAGGCUGACGUCACCGGAGGCUCCGCCUACGCGCUGGCUGGCCCCGCCCACAGCCCCACCCACGGCCCCGCCCUCCCGACCUUCCCCCGGCACCGCCUGCGCUUCCGGGAGAAGCUGGGGGAGGGGCAGUUUGGAGAGGUGCUGCUGUGCGAGGUCAUCGCCCCCCACACCUUGGACUUGGCCACGCCCCCCUGCUCAGGCCCCGCCCCCACGGACGCAGGGCGCCCCCUGCUGGUGGCGGUCAAGGUGCUGCGGCCGGACGCCACCAAGAACGCCCGGCGGGAUUUCCUGCAGGAGGCGCGCACCCUGGGCCGGCUGCGGGACCCCAACAUCGUGCGGCUGCUGGGGGUGUGCGCGGGGCCCGGCCCCCUCUGCAUCGUCACCGAGUACAUGGAGCACGGAGACCUGCACCAGUUCCUGGGCGGGCCCCGCGGCCACGCCCUCAGUUUUUCCACGCUGCUGCACGUGGGAGCGCAGAUCGCGUCCGGGAUGCGAUUCCUGGCGCGCAGGAAUUUCGUGUACCGGGAAAAAAAUCAGAUUUUAGGGGAGCAAAAAAGGGAUUUUUUAAGGAAAAAAAGAGAAGAUUUUAGCAUGUGAAAAAAGCGAUUUUUUAAGGAGGAAAAGCAAAUUUUAGAGAAGAAAAAAGUAAUUUUUUUUUAGGAGAAAAAGCAGAUUUCAGGGUGGGAAAAUCGGAUUUUUCUUAGUGACAAACACUAUUUCUUGGGGAAAAGCAAAUUUUAGAGUGGGAAAAAAGAAAUUAUUUAAGGAGAAAAAUCAGAUUUUAGAGGAGGAAAAUUGGAUUUUUUGAGGAAAAAAAUCAGAUUUUCGGGUCGGAAAAUGGGAUUUUUUUUCUAAGAGAAAAAUCAGAUUUUAGAGCAGAAAAAAGCCAUUUUUUAGGAGAAAAAGCAGAUUUUGGGGUAGGAAAAUGGGAUUUUUUUAGAAGAAAAAUCAGAUUUUUAGGGGAGCAAAAUAGGAUUUGUUUUUUUAGAAGAAAAAUCAGAUUUUGGGGU
Oenanthe melanoleuca is the source of this 2654-nucleotide messenger RNA. RefSeq names its product epithelial discoidin domain-containing receptor 1-like. The record is from RefSeq and is a predicted model, not a curated record. The annotation marks the transcript as partial. Gene Ontology annotation, cellular component: signaling receptor complex. NCBI's taxonomy places the organism in Eukaryota, Metazoa, Chordata, Aves, Passeriformes, Muscicapidae. Gene Ontology annotation, biological process: cell surface receptor protein tyrosine kinase signaling pathway; positive regulation of kinase activity; multicellular organism development. Gene Ontology annotation, molecular function: ATP binding; collagen binding; protein tyrosine kinase collagen receptor activity. The transcript is spliced from 14 exons.